Messenger RNA from Leptosomus discolor (cuckoo roller), 1890 nucleotides. NCBI's taxonomy places the organism in Eukaryota, Metazoa, Chordata, Aves, Leptosomiformes, Leptosomidae. The record is from RefSeq and is a predicted model, not a curated record.
GAAGAAAUUAGAAAAAUGAUGAAGCAUGCCUGGGACAAUUAUAGGCAAUAUGGAUGGGGACAUAACGAGCUCAAACCAAUUGCCCGGAAAGGACAUUCCACCAACAUAUUUGGAAACUCACAAUUGGGUGCUACCAUAGUAGAUGCAUUGGAUACUCUUUAUAUCAUGGGGCUUCACAAUGAAUUCAGAGAAGGACAAGAGUGGAUUGACAAAAAUCUUGAUUUCAGUGUGAACUCCGAAGUGUCUGUUUUUGAGGUCAAUAUUCGUUUCAUUGGUGGUCUUCUAGCAGCAUACUACCUUUCAGGACAAGAGGUUUUCAAGAUCAAAGCAGUGCAACUGGCAGGAAAACUUCUUCCAGCCUUCAACACACCUACGGGUAUACCAUGGGCCAUGGUGAAUCUGAAAAGCGGUGUGGGUCGAAACUGGGGCUGGGCUUCUGCUGGCAGCAGCAUCCUUGCUGAGUUUGGUACUCUGCACAUGGAAUUUGUCCACCUCAGCUAUUUGACAGGGGACCCUGUAUACUACAACAAGGUCAUGCACAUUCGGAAGUUACUUCAAAAAAUGGAUCGUCCUAAUGGACUUUAUCCAAAUUAUUUGAAUCCAAGAACAGGCCGGUGGGGUCAGCAUCACACAUCCGUGGGCGGGCUGGGAGACAGUUUUUAUGAAUAUUUAUUGAAAGCCUGGCUUAUGUCAGACAAGACGGACAUGGAGGCAAGGAAAAUGUACGACGAUGCAAUUGAGGCCAUAGAAAAACAUCUCAUCAGAAAGUCCAAUGGGGGACUGACCUUCAUUGGGGAGUGGAAGAACGGCCACCUUGAAAGAAAGAUGGGCCAUUUGACCUGUUUUGCUGGGGGAAUGUUUGCCCUUGGAGCAGAUGGUUCCAGAGAUGAUAAAGCUGGACAUUAUUUGCAGCUUGGAGCUGAAAUUGCACAUACAUGUCAUGAGUCAUAUGACAGGACAACAUUAAAGUUGGGUCCAGAAGCAUUCAAAUUUGAUGGUGGCGUAGAGGCGGUGGCAGUGCGGCAGAAUGAGAAGUAUUACAUCCUAAGACCAGAGGUGAUUGAGACCUACUGGUAUAUGUGGAGAUUCACCCACGAUCCCAAGUACAGGCAGUGGGGCUGGGAGGCAACACAGGCAAUUGACAAGUAUUGCCGAGUCAGUGGUGGCUUUUCUGGUGUCAAGGAUGUCUAUUCCUCAUCUCCUACAUAUGACGAUGUACAGCAGAGCUUUUUCCUCGCUGAAACUUUGAAGUAUUUGUAUCUGCUUUUCUCCAAUGAUGACCUUCUACCGUUAGACAACUGGGUUUUUAACACAGAAGCUCAUCCUCUGCCUGUUUUACAUUUAGCCAACACCACACUGUCAGGAAAUCCUGCAUAUCGAUAAAAACAGCUCUAUGAAGAGGAAGAGAGACUGUUUUCAGCUCUGUUUUGUUUACAUGGACCCCUUGAGACUUUAAGCAGGAGAGGAGACAGACAUUUGAUAAAACUAGACCUCUGAGUCAAGCAAGUAGCGGCGUGAGAAACAAAACUCUUCAACAUAUAAGUUAAAAGUUCUGUUUUAUACAUGACCAAAACACAUUAGUGUGGUAUUUGCAGGGCACAGUACUUCAUGUGCUUUCAACCCUAGCAAGACAUGGAAUCUACUGUUUAAUAUAAAUGCAGCAGCAUAAGGAAGAAGAGGCUUUCCUGUCCAGGGAGAGGAACUUGCCACUGCUGCUGUUCGCUGUUGCAAGGAACAACACACCACACACCUCUUCAGAUCGGGUGGGUUCCAAAUACCUAGAUCUUAUUUUUCUUUUCUUUUUUUUUGAUGAUGGCAUGAACAAAGCAACAACAAAAAGCAGCAUCACUGCACCAGCAGCGUCAGGAUUUGAAUUUUUUUCUGUACCUG